Messenger RNA from Oikopleura dioica, 783 nucleotides. The record is from the annotation of a GenBank genome assembly. NCBI's taxonomy places the organism in Eukaryota, Metazoa, Chordata, Appendicularia, Copelata, Oikopleuridae.
AUGUUUUUGAGCUCGCUUGUAAAGAGAAGAGGCACCCAAGGACACUCUUUCCCAUCAGAAAGAACGGUAAGUUAUGAGCAGAGACGCACGCCGACAACAACGAAGAAGAAUCGAGGACCAAAGAUGCUCAACCCGUAUGAAGUGAAACUUUCUCCGUGGCGUCGAUUGUGGGUUACCAUCCGGUCGCACGAGUCGAGCCAGAUCAUCAUGGCUUCAACGAUGACACUAACCAUCUUUUCGAUGAUGUCUCUUAUUUGGACAUCUGUUACUGUCAUUCCGUGGUAUGUCUCGAGAGACUACGCGGAAGACUCCUGCAAACUCGUCUCUAUUCAAGGCUGGCCGAAGCGCUGCGAAAUUCCAAGGAAUUCAUCCCAUCUCAUAGGAAACCAAAGCCGAAAAUGCUCGGAACACAUUUGUCUGCAAGUUCACGUAUCGAGUGCCAACUCAUCCGAUCAUAUCAUCCUUGGCGACGAGCUAGAGCUGGCAGGCCUUUGUCAACCAAAUUGCACCAAAGCCUUUGCAGGACGAACUAAAUGCAAGACUUUUCUUUCAGAAACGCUUCCGAUGGUCAAGCAAAUAACGGAUACUCCCAGCUUCACUUGCUAUACAAGCUUCCUGGAGAGCAAGUAUGCACUCAAAAACAAAAUUUACAAGAAGCCAUUUCCUUGGAGGGUCAUCUUCUCGAUCGUUAUUCCAGUUUCUGGAACAGUAUGCGGAGUAGGAGGAAUGCUGAUCUUCAUCUGUCAAAAUAGAGGUUCACUCCUUUCCCUGACAAAACUUUGA